GGUGCACAAUGAUCAACAAUACAGUAUGCAAAAGAACUUCCUCAAACCGUAUCAGUGGGAAACCAAUCUAUAAGAAAGCGAGGCCAAAUGUUAAACUGGAAGACCUUCCACAGGAUCUGCUGUGCACCAUUGUAUCAAAGUUGCCUGCUAAAGAAGUUUCAAGAGCUACUGUUUUAUCAAGCUAUUGGAGAUAUAUCUGUGGUAUUUGCUGCUACAAAUUAUGUUUCACUGGUGCUACUGGGUGUUGCCGUGAUACUUUAGAAAGAAAAGAAUACCUCCAGUGCAUCCAUAAAUUCAUCAAUAAUGUCAAUACAGCCGUGCAAAAGUGCCAUGCCAAGUUGGUUGAAGAGUUCAAUGUCAGAUUCGAGUUCGACGCAAUGCUGGUUGAUCAUCUAAAUAAUUGGGUUAAAUUUGCGGUAUCAUCACAGGCAAAGAGCAUAGUUUUCUAUUUACGGCCUAUUAACUUGAGACGCACGGAUGUAGAUCGCUACUUAUUUCCAUUUCACCUUUUGGAUAGUGGAAGCAACAUGUCUCAUCUACAGUGUAUACAGCUUAGCUUUGUAUCUUUCAGACCACCAUCUGAAUUCAGAGGUUUCCCAAGCCUGAGAAAGCUUGAUUUGCAGUUUGUCGAUAUCACUAUAAAGGAUCUUGAAGUUAUACUGUCCAAUUGCUAUAAUCUUGGAUGGCUCAGCUUAGUCAGAUGCUUCCUGAAUGGCGAACUAAAGUUGGAUCGUCCGUUGUCCCACCUUCGACACCUAACAGUUGUAUACUGUAAGGUGACCAGGAUAGAACUUCAUGUUACGAAGCUCGUUGCGUUUGUAUAUGAUGGUCCCAUUGUUCCUAUUGUUAUGGCUCAACAUUCGAAGCUGGAAAAUGCACAUAUACGAUUCUUCAAGGCAACUUAUCAAGAUGCUGUCAGUGCACUUCUGAAUGGUAUUCCGACCAUGCAAAAUCUGACUCUCCAGACUACUUUUCAAUAA
Messenger RNA from Lolium rigidum, 980 nucleotides. RefSeq names its product F-box/FBD/LRR-repeat protein At1g13570-like. The record is from RefSeq and is a predicted model, not a curated record. The transcript has 3 exons. Gene Ontology annotation, molecular function: protein binding. The coding region runs from base 9 to 980 and encodes 323 amino acids. Lineage: Eukaryota; Viridiplantae; Streptophyta; Magnoliopsida; Poales; Poaceae.